Molecule: messenger RNA, 1230 nt
Organism: Electrophorus electricus (electric eel)
Lineage: Eukaryota; Metazoa; Chordata; Actinopteri; Gymnotiformes; Gymnotidae
Gene: emc6
Product: ER membrane protein complex subunit 6
Biological process (GO): protein folding in endoplasmic reticulum; autophagosome assembly
Cellular component (GO): membrane; endoplasmic reticulum; EMC complex
Source: RefSeq, a predicted model, not a curated record
UAAACUGAAAACAUUAAUAGUUACUAAAUAUGUGCACUAAAUAAUAUAACAUUCUAAAAUCUAGGUUUUACAUAUUAUAAACAUUCAUGCAUUAAGUUAUAACUCCAUUAAGUAAUUAUAAUUCAUAAUACUUCCAAUCAUACAUUGCGAGAAAACAUGGCUGCCAAGGAGUGACUUGCUGGGUAUUUUGCCUAGAAUGUGCUAUAUUUCUGUAAGAAAAAUAUUUUUAGAAGAAUAUAAACUCGCAUAUGAUCAACUAUUAAUAACGUCCAGGACUUUCGUGUGAAUAAUGGUUGUGUAAUUUAAGCAGUGGAACAAAUAUUGACGUGGUCUUUUCUGUGCAUCUUAAGACGUUGUAAAGACUGUUCUUGUCGGAAAACAAUGGCUACACUGGCAGCUAAACGCGAGGGACCCCAGUUUAUCAGCGAAGUAGCCGUGAGGGGCAACGGUGCAGUGCUCGAGUACUGUCGGACGUCGGUGUCCGCUUUGUCUGGAGCGACGGCGGGUAUACUGGGUCUUACAGGACUGUACGGGUUCGUCUUUUAUUUUCUGGCGUCGUUCUUUUUGUCUGUGCUUCUUAUCCUCAAAGCUGGUCGACGGUGGAAUAAAUGCUUUAAAUCUCGACGGCUGCUGUUUACCGGAGGGCUUGUUGGCGGCCUCUUCACCUAUGUUCUGUUCUGGACUUUCCUUUAUGGGAUGGUACAUGUGUACUGAAGAGGAACGGACUCUUGGGUCCUCAGGCUUCGGCUCAAGCAGCCAUGUAGAAGUAUAGUUUUCACAAAAGUAGAGAUUUGCAUUUGUACAUAGAUUGAGCUAAUGCUAUGUACAAGUUUUUGUUAGAAACCUAACGUAUAGACAUUCUUUAAUCAAAAAUGUUUUUUCUUUGUAUCUGAUUGCACUGAAUCUUUAUGAAAUGCUGCCCAGUCCUGAACUGUUCAGUGUGUUUCUGAAGACCAGGGUGAAACCUAACUACAGUUCUGAACCAAAUCCCAUUUUAUCAUCUGAAUAGACAUUCAGUCUUUUCAAAAUUUCAAGCGUUACAUUGACAUAUAAAGUUUAAAACACUUGUUAGGGAAAUUGAAAUUUUCUCUAAGAAAUAUGUUGUCCUCCUUCUGUCAAGAGAAAUUACAGUAAACUGCCCAAUAUUUACUAAAUUAUAGAGAGAAUAUUCUAAGAUUUCUUCCAAAUAAAUUCAAACAACCUCAGAAUUGAUUUGUAUACUUUCUUGUU